Messenger RNA from Centropristis striata (black sea bass), 1971 nucleotides. RefSeq names its product complement factor H-related protein 4-like. Lineage: Eukaryota; Metazoa; Chordata; Actinopteri; Perciformes; Serranidae. The transcript is spliced from 5 exons. The record is from RefSeq and is a predicted model, not a curated record. Bases 1187 to 1819 code for a protein of 210 amino acids.
AACUUUUUUUCAACCGCGACGACUUGUGUGCUAUUUUAAGAACGCUCUGCUGCUUCACAAAAUUAUAUGAAAUGAGCACUACUUCUUAACACCGUCACGUUGUGAUUUCACUGGCAUCUGCAGCAGACAACUGUUUCCCCCUUUUUUAUGCUGUUUAUUAGUGUGUUCAAAACUGCCAGAUGAUCCUCGAUCCUAUGUGUCAGAAGCGACCCAAAAAGCGUAGUACCAACAAGGAGACGUGAUACUUUUCACUUGUGAAACCGGUUAUAUAUCAGGUCCAACCAUUAAAUAUGUAUGUAAAGAAGAGGGCUGGUUCGCCCUCCGACAGGGAAGGUGCUACCGUGAGUUAAAUAGCUUUCUGAUACAUUUUUUUGUUGUUGCAACUUGGAUGAAGGCAGCAAUAGGGAUACAGCAAACGUUAAUCCUUUUUAAGCUGGAAUUUAUUGUGUCUUCAAAAUACCUAUUACAAUUGUUUUAAAGGUCCAAAGUACUUUGUACAAUUGUUGUCGGGUACAAUUAAUUGUUAAGAGAUGAUAUUGCACCUAUGCAUGCUAACAUUUGGAUAUAUCCAAAUACGAACUGUAAUAAAUCAAAUGGUACCGAGAGAGUUGAAGAAAAAUGCUGCAAUAUGUUGCUGGCAACUUUUUCUGGUAACAUCUAUUUGCUUCUUCAAAGCAACAGAUUGAUAACAUGGCUGCUGCACAAGAAACUCAAAAGAACAAAGCUGGAAAAAGAAUGCUGUCACUGUUCUAAAUAAUUAUUAUUUUUAAAUCACUUUAAAUCACAGAUUUAUACAAUGCAAAUUAUUUGUUUCUUACCAAGAUAAAAAAAAAUAGAUUUAGAAGUGUUAGAUAAUUUAUCUUGUUUUAAGAGUUAAUUUCUUAUUUUAAGUGUUCAACAUGCUUAUUUCUAGAUUUAACAAUCUUAAUUCAAGAAAUCUUGUCAAGUGAAAUGAUCUGACCAUGCAGCAAGAUAAUUCCCCUCAGAUUUAGUGUUUUAUCUUGUUUUUAAACACCCCUCUUUUGCAGUGUAAGCUAGUUGAUGAAUAAAAUGUCUUUUCUCUCUGUUUUCAGUUCAGCCAUGUGAAGGUUCUGCUGUAAUUCCCAAUGGUCGUUUUCAAGUUAUCGAGGGGGAAGAGUUAGUUUUUGGAACAAAAAUCAAAUACUUUUGUAAUAAAGGGUAUAAAAUGACGAGUAAGGUGACCACAAGGAUUUGUGAGCUGAACGGAUGGAGCAAUCACGUGCCAACAUGUGAACCUGUGAGCUGUGACCCUCCAACUGCUGAUGGACGGUUAAUAGUAACAGGUUUAUCAGAUAAUGGCAAUCCCAUUCUCCCUCGCUACUCCAUCGACUUCAGCUGUAGUGAUCCUGGGAGUAAUCUGAUUGGCAGUGAACAUCUGGUCUGUGGUGAAGAUGGACAGUGGGAUGAUCAAUUCCCUUCUUGUGAAGAUGCUUUGACUUGUGGAAAACCACCAUACCUUGAGGAUGGAGACAUCACGACCAGUAGUAAAACCGAAUACAGCCAUGGAGAGAGGGUCGAAUACAGAUGUCAGAAUUAUUACACUAUGCAAGGUGGGCCUUACAAAACCUGCAACAAUGGUGAAUGGACUGGAUGGAUGACCUGUCUCAAACCCUGCACUGUCGAUAAACACAUCAUGGCGAGCUACAAUAUUAGAUUCAGAUAUUCACAUGAAGAGAAGCUGUAUUUAUCCCAUAAUGAUGUCAUUGUGUUCAGUUGUACCAGAGGAAGACCUGUCGGCACAGUGGAGAUGCGUCAAAGGUGUGUUAAUGGUCAGAUGGACUUCCCUACUUGCGAGUGAAGGCUUUUAAUCAACUGUCUUUAAUAAACAUGAACUGGCUGGACAAACAUGUUAAUGAUUAACCAGAGUAAACACUUAGACCAGUUAUGUCCUGAUCCAGUGUCCAUACUUCUCUGCUGCGUGUUGUCAUAUGAAUAAAACAUACAACGUCA